GGCGUUCGCGCGGUCACUGUCACGUCUCGGCCCGUCCUCGACAUCGACCCGACCGCCCUCAUCGCCGCUCCAGUCGACCCGGCGUUCGACCCGGCCAUGUCUCACUGCGUGAGAAGCCAUACGCGGCGCUCUUCGGGCUCGCCGCAUCGAGGACGGGCUCUCAGCUCUCAUGAAGGGCGGCGGGCCGUGUCCGGAGAAGGCCCGCGUCGCCAUCUCCGGCAUGCCGGCAGCCCACUUCACCGUCGCCUCCUCGGUCGCUGCCGCUUCCCUCGCAGUACGAGGUCGGCGUACCGUCUGCGCAUACCUGCUCGAAGGCCUACAACCGCACCGCGGCGGCUUGUCGCAGGCGACCACCGAGUGCUACACGGACAUCGCGGACGAGAGUGCGGGCGUUCGCGCGGUCACUGUCACGUCUCGGCCCGUCCUCGACAUCGACCCGACCGCCGUCAUCGCCGCUCCAGUCGACGCGGCGUUCGACCCGGCCAUGUGUGCGCGAGAAGCCCUACGCGGCGCUCUUCGGGCUCGUCCCCGCAUCGAGGACGGGCUCUCAGCUCUCAUGAAGGGCGGCGGGCCGUGUCCGGAGAAGGCCCGCGUCGCCAUCUCCGGCAUGCCGGCAGCCCACUUCACCAUCGCCUCCUCGGUCGCUGCCGCUUCCCUCGCAGUACGAGGUCGGCGUACCGUCUGCGCGUACCUGCUCGAAGGCCUACAACCGCACCGCGGCGGCUUGUCGCAGGCGACCACCGAGUGCUACACGGACAUCGCGGACGAGAGUGCGGGCGUUCGCGCGGUCACUGUCACGUCUCGGCCCGUCCUCGACAUCGACCCGACCGCCGUCAUCGCCGCUCCAAAAAAAAAUUGCUAACGCGAAAAACCGGCACACCAAUCUCCCUUCCUCUCCCUAUCCUUUCUUGGAGCUCUAGAGUCCACACCCCCCUGCCCCGGGAUCGCGUACAAGCUGAGGCUACCGUAGGCCACACUAGCGUCGCUGGGGGUUCCCUGCCCUAGAUGGGAAGCUGGCCGCUGAUCCGAAGACCGACUGCACCAGGGCGCCUAGAUAUACUCAAGGUGAGCGAGGGUGAAGUUACGCCUUAAAUGCCUGUCUCUCU
Emiliania huxleyi CCMP1516 is the source of this 1106-nucleotide messenger RNA. RefSeq lists its product as hypothetical. The transcript has 5 exons. NCBI's taxonomy places the organism in Eukaryota, Haptophyta, Isochrysidales, Noelaerhabdaceae. Bases 97 to 1005 code for a protein of 302 amino acids. The record is from RefSeq and is a predicted model, not a curated record.